CAAAAAAUGAUGGCACACGUGAGUUAACAUUCCUUUGGGAAACAUGAGGACCUUCACACUAAUUUGUCUGCUGAUAAGCGCCUGCGCGUCGAAUUCGAGGAAACUGGAAAAAAGAGGAUUUGACGCGUCAAAAUUGGGAUUUCCGGGACAUUCUUCAUAUUCCCGAACUUCCGGCUACGCUAGAGGUCUUGGUCUUGGUUCCUAUGCAACUGGCUCUACAUUUCCUCUAAAUUACGCUCCAGCCUUUUCUUUCGUCAAGUCAAGAAACGAUUUUUCCACUUCCAAUAAUUUAGGACUAUCGAAUUACGCCUUGGGAAAAAAUGAGCGCAUCACGGGCAUUACUGUCAACCGAGAAAUACGAAUUCCAGUACCGGUUCCGCAUAUUUUACCAGUGCAAGUGACUCGUACAGUGCCAAUUCCACAACCAUAUGCCAUCAAAAUUGAACGUCCGUAUCCGAUAAUUGUAUCACAUCCGGUUCCAGUGGAUUACCCGAUUACCCGAACAAUUCCCGUACCAGUUCCGCAAAACGUUAUUCCAAUUUCCGCCUCUAAUUCCCUACCACUUCCCCUCAGUCCUCUCUCAUUCGCUCCCGAGAAUUCCUAUUCAAAUUCAUAUUCUACUUCCGGAUCGGAAAUUGCUACCGGAACUACUACUGAACUCAAAUCCGGAAUUCGAUCCACUUAUGGAUCUGAUUUUGAUUCCGAUUUAGCUUCUUACGUUAAUUCGGGAACAAGUUCCGAUUUUAGUGCCACUUCUCACUUCAAUUCAGACAGUGGAAAUAAUUUUCACUCCGGAUUUUUGUCGUCUGUGAGUGCUUCCGGAACCGGUUCGAAUUCCUAUUCGAGUCACGGAACUGGAACUAUUUCCGGUUUCGAGUCUGAAUCCUAUUCAGCAAUUGAUUCCGGAUCUACAUUAAAAUCUGGGUCAAAGACCUCAUUUGGAUCAUUGCUGGAGCGAAAUUCGCCAAUUUCCGGUUAUUCGUAUCCGGUUCCAGAAAAAAAACUUGGUUUUUGAAGAAUUUUUGGUGGAAAAAGAGAGAGAGAGAGAGAGAGAGAGAGAGAGAGAGAGAGAGAGAGAGAGAGAGAGAGAGAGAGAGAGAGAGAGAGAGAGAGAGAGAGAGAGAGAGAGAGAGAGAGAGAGAGAGAGAGAGAGAGAGAGAGAGAAAGUGGGGUUAACGACUGUUUAAAACAAAUUUUUUCUGUCUUUACCCACUUUUCUCAAAAUUCUCACGUUUCCGUCAAUUUUAAGGCCUAGAAUCGUGUUCAACGGGCAAAAAUACAUUGAAAACGACUCUAAUGUCAAAAAUAAGGAAAUAGAAAUUUUUUUGCGUCUUUACCCCCACUAUUUUCAAAAUUCUUUUUUUUGGACUUGUUUUUGAAGGUUUUUGUUUUGAAAUAUUUUCCCUCUUCAACUUAAACCAGAGACUUCCAAAAAGUCUUCAAUUAAAGCAUAAAACAUACACUUUAAGACCCAUUGGCGCAAGACUAAAAAAAAUAAUUUUUUUGAGAAAAGUGGGGGUAAAGAUAAAAAAAAAAUUUUUUUCGUAAUUUUUGACAUUUGAGUCGUUUUCAAUGUAUUUUUCCCCGUUGAACACGAUCCGGGGUUUCAAAAUCUUCUAGCACGUCAGGUUUUCGAGAAAAGUAUGGGUAAAGACCCCAAAAAAUGAGUAUUAAAGAGAGGACCUGAAUUUUUCUCAAAAUUGUAACGUACUUGUUUCGUAAAGAGAUUACAAUUUUUCUUUUAGGAAAAAUUACUUACUUUACUUAUUUUAAUUUUAGAAACAAUAAGCAAUAAGCAAAAAUUGUAAAUAUUAUACAAAAGAAGUAUUAGAAAUUA
This is a messenger RNA of Leptopilina heterotoma, 1837 nucleotides long. RefSeq lists its product as uncharacterized. The record is from RefSeq and is a predicted model, not a curated record. The transcript is spliced from 2 exons. Bases 44 to 1015 code for a protein of 323 amino acids. Lineage: Eukaryota; Metazoa; Arthropoda; Insecta; Hymenoptera; Figitidae.